AGCCCAGUACACAGCAGGAUUAGACAGUGUGGGGGUAUUUUUCAGUUUCUCUUAGCUUGCUGGCCCUUAAGACGCAAACACAAAAUCAUCAGAGAGCAUAAAGGAGGCAAACAACUGUGUAACCCUAGAAGGAAAAAUAACUCGAGUUUGCAGAAAUUUCUUUAAGAAGGGUGUGGAAGGCUACCAGCCAGGUGCCCUUGAACCUGAGAACUGACCUAAAGGGUGGUAGGGUUUGGGUUUCCAAACCCCCAGGUCUGCUCUGCUGGGCAACCAGUCUAGAAACACCUAGGAUUUUGCCUGCUUAUUACCUUUGCACCUGUCCUUAUUCACGUGCAAAAUCAAUUGCUUCACUGGGUCUUUUCGAAGUACAGGGUGUGGGCAGAGUCUUAUCUGAAGCCAUGUCCUGUUUGGACAAGUUGGACUCGCCUUGGCAACUCUCCAUGGGGUGGAGCCGAUGGGUGGAGGCAGGAAAGUAAAAUUGGGUGGCUUGUUCGCAGAGAGAGGAGAGAGGGCGGAUUGUUUGCUCACUGGAUCAUUAUAUUUCAUCUGAAACGAAAUAAUUAACUUCUCCCAUUUGCAAAACACGUUUAAUGCAAAAAUAGCUAAUUUAUGAGGGGCAAAGAUUUGGAAAUACCUCGUGGAGUUAAUUUCCUUUCAAAGCAGCCAUAGAAGACCAAGGUCGAACACCAGAACACCCUAGAAGCUUUAACUAAAAGAAUGCUCAUGUUUGACCCGGUCCCUGUCAAGCAAGAGGCCAUGGACCCUGUCUCGGUGUCCUACCCGUCUAAUUACGUGGAGUCCAUGAAGUCCAGCAAAUAUGGGGUCAUUUACUCUACACCAUUGCCUGAUAAGUUCUUUCAGACCCCAGAAGGCCUGUCGCACGGAAUACAGAUGGAGCCAGUGGACCUUACAGUGAACAAGCGUGGUUCACCACCUUCGGCUGGGAAUUCUCCCUCCUCUCUGAAGUUCCCAUCCUCGCACCGGAGAUCGUCACCAGGGCUGAGCAUGCCUUCUUCUAGCCCGCCGAUUAAAAAGUACUCACCCUCCUCACCAGGCGUCCAGCCCUUCAGCAUGCCGCUGUCCAUGCCCCCAGUGAUGGCCGCUGCCCUCUCAAGGCACGGAAUCCGGAGCCCGGGCAUCCUGCCUGUCAUCCAGCCAGUUGUGGUACAGCCCGUCCCCUUUAUGUAUACCAGCCACCUCCAACAGCCACUCAUGGUCUCCUUGUCAGAGGAGAUGGAGAAUUCAAGCAGUAGCAUGCAAGUACCUGUAAUUGAAUCAUAUGAGAAGCCCAUAUUACAGAAAAAAAUUAAAAUAGAACCUGGGACCGAACCACAGAGGACAGAUUAUUAUCCUGAAGAAAUGACACCCCCUUUAAUGAACUCAGUGUCCCCCCCACAAGCAUUAUUGCAAGAGAAUCACCCUUCAGUCAUAGUGCAGCCUGGGAAGAGACCUUUACCUGUGGAAUCCCCAGAUACACAGAGGAAGCGGAGGAUACACAGAUGUGACUAUGACGGAUGCAACAAAGUAUACACUAAAAGCUCCCACCUGAAAGCACACAGAAGAACACACACAGGAGAAAAACCCUACAAAUGUACAUGGGAAGGCUGCACAUGGAAGUUUGCUCGGUCUGAUGAACUCACAAGACAUUUCCGAAAACACACUGGAAUCAAACCUUUCCAGUGUCCGGACUGUGACCGCAGCUUCUCCCGUUCUGACCAUCUUGCCCUACAUAGGAAACGCCACAUGCUGGUCUGAAAGCCUCGGUCUCACACCUCAGCGCAACUCCCCACUCUCCGGGCUCUCUCUGUCCUCCCUCCCAUUAUCUAACUCAUUUUUUACAUGUACAUUUUAAUUUUGGUUCAGCUGGUCUGAAUCUCUGAAUUUAUAUCAUUCAAAACUUCCAUAUGGUCAGUAGUUGAUACUCUCUAAUCCUCCCUCCUUAUCACGGGUCAGACCUAAAGAAUGUGAACACUUUUUUUUCCGGGGAUGCUAAGCAAACCCUUCUUACAGAUACGUUUAAUGUAAUGAGAACAAGGGAACAUGUAAACUAACAACCAAUUGUCAGUUUCUCCAUGUAUUCCUCAAAAGAAUGUCAAAGUAAAUGUAUUAGAAAUACAGUUUCUAGCCUGCUAGUCCUUGCCAGAGACAUCUGUCCCUCUCUGCACCAUGAUCCCCUUUUAUGCGUGGCAGCAAAAAGAAGAUUGAUCCCACUCACCAGUUAGCAAGACUUACAGCAGGACAUCAAGCUAGAAUAGUCACCUCUGUCAUUGACCUUCACACAUCUUGCCUCACAAUCUGGAUUGUCACCUGAUGUAAAUCAAGGCCUUUGCCCUUUGGGCCUGCAGCCCACAUGGAGGGCUUUGCCACCAUUAGGAGGUGAGCUGGAGCCCUUUAAUUAGGUGGGUGACGGGUAGCAGUUCCAAGGGACAAUGCAGUGCUGAACUUCCUUAGCGGAGGGGCAGGGAGCAGGGACUGCAGAGGAGGAAGCUGCUGGUGUCAACUUUGGGUUGGCUACCAGAGAACUUCAGUUUCCACACGUGCUCAGCUGUGUACAAACAUGCUGCAAAACCAAAUACCCGUGGAGUUAUCCAUGUGGCGAUCUCCAUUCCCACAGUAUCCUUAGUAUGGACCAUCAAGCAUGGAGAGUUAACGAAACCACAAAAAUAUUUGCCCAGUAAUAAAAAGGAAAAAUCUUUAGGGUAAAAGUAUUAAUGGUCUUCCUUUUACCCAACUUGUUACAUAACUUUGCAAGCAGGGAAAUGUUGAGUGGUACUUGUAUUCCCAUAUCAAGUUUAUCACAUAGCUUUUACAUGAAGCUUCUGUGUGAGCUGUAAGGUGCCAGAUCAGCUGUCAUUUGUGUUUGUGGCACACAUAAAUGAGCAUCUGCUAAAGCUUUCAGAGAUUUGUUCAAGUGAGACCCGAGUAGCACUCUUUGUAAAUACAACUAGUUGUAAAGCACACGUACCUUUAUUUUGGGGGCAGAUUUCUGAAAAUUAUAGAAAACCACAGUUCAGGGACUUACAUAAGUAGCUUGAAUAUUCCCAGAAGUUUACUGUUGGAGUUAGUACUUCCCAUACUAUCAAGUAUCCUGUUAGAAAAACAAGCUGAAAAAAAUGACUCGUGUUUACGUUGAAGAUAAAUAACACCAUUAAUGGGGGAAGUUUUUCAAAAGCAGGCUUUUGAGCACAGUAGUCUAAAUGCCAGUAAAAAUAGUUCACACAGAGACAUGCUAUUGGUCUCAAGUUUGAAGAAAAUGGGCAGCGGUGGUCAAACAUGGUUGCAUAUAACCAAAACCAAAUGCCCCUUCAUUCCUCUAUGAAGGAUGGAGGAAGGCGAGAGAGAAGAAUGGAAUCCUGCAGAUCCAGCCCAGCUACCACUCAGGAUCCAAUACAGCCUUAGCUGGGAGAAAUACAUGAUUCAAUAGUUUUAAACAUCUGCAAGCAAGUGACUCUGGAGGCCUGCGAAUUGUGUGGGGAGCUUACUUUGAUGGCGCUAUAUGAAAAGUUAUAGGGACUGCACACCUGGGAGGUCCCACUCAGCCCUGUGAACCAGCUGAAAGGAAAUGUAAGUGAGAAAUGUAAAGAAAUUUGUUAUCUUGGCACUUGGGUUUCUUUUUUUUUUUUUUUUUUUCUUAGCACUACAAAACGUUUUAAGACUAUUAAAAUGCGCUAUUUGGGCUGUUGUUUUCUUUUGUGCAACUGUAACAUGAAUUGAGGAAUAGAAAUGACUCUUAGGAAAGCAGGUAUCACAUUCAUGCUGAAGUGUUUGUGUCUUUGAAUGAUUCUUCCAAAACACUGAAGAAUUGAAGGGAAAGGGACAAAAAAGGACUGAAUUGAUCUUGGAUUGAGCUUUGAGUGUGGAGUGCGAUUAAUAGCUUCAUGGGUUCUCAUGAGAUUUGAUGUAUGCUACAGUAUAUUUAAAUCUUGUUCAAGAGACUUGCGCUACUACUAAGCUUGCUUAGAUCCUGUUAGCAGUUCAUUAACAAAGAUCCAUUUUAACUGAGAGAAAAGCAACCCAGUGAGGCCAUUCUCUAUUUCUUGGCUGGUCUUUUUUAGUUACCAAUUGGCCCUAACCAAAUUUUCCAAAUAUAUAUAUAUAUAUAUAUAUAUAUAUAUAUAUAUAUAUAUUUACUUUACUACUAUAGUUGAGAAAUUUAGUCUCUUAGUCAUUUUAGCUGUUAUUGUGGAAGACCUCAGAUAGGAGAUAAGAUGCCCUGAAGUUUGUGGUUUUAAUGAUGUGCCAUGUUACUAUCAAUGGUGAUUUAAUCGCACUACUUUAAAUUUCUGAGAAUGAUUUAUAAACAAUGAAGUUGAUGUCAUAUAAAUUGUUUAUUAGAGAGUUUAUUCAGUUAUUGCUCAUAUGUCAUCUGGGUGAAGUCAUAAAAAUUAAAUCAGAAUUCAUCAUAUUUCAGAGUUUUAAAAUGUGAAUCUACAUCAUAAAAUGGGCAUUAACAUUCUAAAUGCUUGGUUUGGAGAAUGUAUUUGCAGCAUAGCUAUGUUCAACUACAGAGAUGCUAAAUACACAGCAGUUUCAAGAGCCUUGGAACAGAAUUACAGAGGAACUAUAUGUGUAUAUGUAUGUUUUAUUAACACCCAUCUGCACUAUCAGUAUUGCACUAAUGUGGAAUUCAAGACUAUAUUGCUGAUAUUGUAUAUCUGCCCAUCAUUCUUGAUUAGAUUGUUUUAAAGACAAUCUCAGAGAUCUAAGGUUUUAAAAUAAUUUGAUUUGAAAAUACACAGUUGUCUUGAAGUAAUUGCUGUCAUACGUGAACUCAGUUAUUAUUUUUUUCUUGGUCAAGGUUAACAAUUUCUAAAUGAUUGCAAAUUCACUUAAUACAUUUACAAAGCCAUUUUACAUGCAUUAAACGAGGGCUACAAACAUGUUUUACAAAUACUAGCACUUUUUUUUCUGUUAUGUACUUAGUGUUAGAGGGUCAAAAUAAUCUUUCUGCUUAGCAUCUCUUAAACCAUACCUGCAAAUAUAGCAGGAUUAUUACAUUUACAGUACUUUAAUACUUGUAUAAACUAUGCAGAAAUUUUUAAUAAAGUGUAAUAUAUUUUAUAAGCUAAUAAGACUGAAUGGGUAAAGGUUUUUAGCAUGCAUUAGUAAACUUGCAAAUACUGAAACAUUUUGGUAAUCUUUCUUACUAAAGAUGUGAAUGUUUAAUGUACCUUCUUUGUUUCUACUCUGUAGUCCAAUGGGAAUUGAGUAAUGACAUUUUGUCAUGUCAAACUGUGAACAUAAAUUUGUACUGUACAGUCCUCAUAUUCUAUAUACAGUAUGCAAUAUAUGUAUUAUAUACUUGUUAAUAAAACCAUCAGAAUAUGAAA
Messenger RNA from Cavia porcellus (domestic guinea pig), 5330 nucleotides. RefSeq names its product KLF transcription factor 3 (gene Klf3). NCBI's taxonomy places the organism in Eukaryota, Metazoa, Chordata, Mammalia, Rodentia, Caviidae. Bases 718 to 1755 code for a protein of 345 amino acids. Gene Ontology annotation, molecular function: RNA polymerase II cis-regulatory region sequence-specific DNA binding; DNA-binding transcription factor activity, RNA polymerase II-specific. Gene Ontology annotation, biological process: regulation of transcription by RNA polymerase II. The transcript is spliced from 6 exons. The record is from RefSeq and is a predicted model, not a curated record.